This is a messenger RNA of Cuscuta campestris, 770 nucleotides long. The record is from the annotation of a GenBank genome assembly. Lineage: Eukaryota; Viridiplantae; Streptophyta; Magnoliopsida; Solanales; Convolvulaceae.
UUUAAAAACUUUGACUGCAAAAGUCAAAAUGAGAAAUUAAUUUUAGGACAGAGGGAGUACUUUUUAAAAAUUGUUAGAAUCCCCUUGAACUUUAAAAAUUGCGUCAAUGCCUCUAAGCUUUUAAAAGUAUUCGACCAAUGGUCCCUAUAUGCCAGCUUUGAGAGUGCGCUAAUCAUAUGUUCAUCCAGUACAAGUAUGGAUUCAUCUAAAGUCAUAUUUCACAUGCCAGACAUCAGUUGAUAAAGCUCGUCAUCAAUCGAUCAACAUCUUCAUCAGUACCAGACUCAAUCCAAUUAACAUCGCUCUCUAUUACGGACCAUUUGUUUAUGCGUGACAUAUUGCGCUCAAAGCAUGCCAUUUACUCGAGUCGGCUCUCGCCCACCCGAUGAAUAUCUUGAACCAAGAGGUAUUAGGCCCAUUGGGAAUGGCUCAGAAUCCUAAGAUCGUGUGCCGAACAUGGAGGUUUUCGAGGGCCUCGGCCCAGGCCUUGCCAGUGCAUGGGACCGAGGUCGAAUCCCCGGUUCAGAAGCAGUCACAUGACCAACUGAUCUCUCUCAAGUACGUGGUCAGUCUCGUUUGGGCUUCUUGGUUUGAAAAGACCAAGAUGAUGGUUCACUCGUUUGGCACAUAUCAAACGUUCGUUGCUCGGGUCUAAUUGUUAAGAAGGCCGACAAAACAACUUGUAUGGUAAGCUUGAAUUCAAACCAUUGCUACAAGCGUGUGCUUAAACAACCAAACAUGCCGUUUGUGAAGAAAUGUGGGUGUAUUAG